AUGGCAGCAAAUAAUUCUCAAGGUGGUCGAUAUCGAUCUGAUCAUGAAAUUGAAAAAUAUCGUUUAGAACUCAAUUGGACAAAAAUUCUCGAUAAAUUAAAAACAUCGAAAGUUUCAGAAUACGCAAAAUUCUUGGAAGGAGAAGCUCAAUUAGAAUUAUAUUUACAACAAUAUCCAUUAACUGAUUCUCAUUAUAUUGAAAAUGCAAGAGAAUCUUUAACUCGUGUUGAGAAUCUUUUAAAAUCAGGUGGAUUAUGUCGAACAUUCGAAGGACAAUGUUUAUUAGCUAAAUUAUAUUAUGCACAAGGACGUUUUGAUGAAUGUUUAACAAGUGUUGAUUUAGCAAUUAAUUCAAUACCGAAUGAAGAUGAAGAAGAACCACAUCGAUCAUCUUUAUUAUUAGCUGAAGUUUAUUCACUUAAAGGUCUUUUAUUAGAGAAAAAAGAUGAAGAAUUAUUCGAUAUUAUCAAAGCAUUUGAUGAUUCGUGUAAACUAAGUAAAACAUACUACGCAGAAGUUGAAAAAGCCAAAAAUUUAAGUAAUGAAAAUUUGGAUAUUGAAAAUUCAUUAAUUGAAAUAGCUUAUCAACGUUUACCACUUUUACACGCAGCAAAUAAUAAUGUAGCAACAGCAAUUGAAAUUUUUCGUUCGUACAUACAGAAUGUUCAUAUCAAAUCAUUGGAAACAAUGCGACAAACAUUGAUAAAACAAUAUGCACAAUUAUUAAUAAAAUGUGUUUGUAAAGGAAAUUAUCCUCCAAUCAAUGGAGAUUCCAAUGAUCAUCAUCAUCACCAUCAUCAUUUUCUUCCUCAUCGUCGAAAUUCUCAACCAUUAUUUGUUCCUCGAGAUGUUGAUGAAGAAAUUUUACUUUUAUUAUUAUUGGGCCAAUCAGCAACAUUAAAUGAAGCGGUACUCGAUUGGCAACCUGAAUACGAAGCACAACGAGAACGAAGUCAUCAAGCUGCUUACAAUAUUCUUUCACUUUUAGCGAUAUUUUUAUCUCGUAAACAAGCAUUUCAUUUAAUUGCAGAAUCUUAUGAACAAGCACUUCGAUUUUCUUUUGAACAUUUUCAAACUUGGUAUAAUUACGGUUUAGCAUUAAUUUCAUCCGGUCAAUCAUUUCGAGCAUAUCUAAUUUUGAAAGAAUGUCUUCGAAUGCAACCACAAAAUAUUCAAGUUUAUUUACAACUUUCAAAAAUUAUUCUUCAAUAUAUUUACGAUGUUCCUUCGUUAUUUGAAACAUUUCCAUCAAGUGGUGAAGAUGUUCAACCAUUAAUAAAACAAACAUUGAAUCAACAACAACAAAAUCAAUUCGAACAACGACCACCAUUUCUUGAUUUAAUUGAUGAAGCGAUCAAUUAUUGUCAACAAGCAAAAGAAUUACAAAAUCCUCCAUUUCCUCGAUCGUUACUUCUUCUUGCUUUGGCUCAAUCAUUCAAAGCUCGUCAAACAUCGAUUCAUCAAGAUCGACAAAAAUUAUUUCAAUCAGCGAUUAAAGAACUUCGAGAAUGUGUUGAAUUAGAUCCAUAUGAUUCAAUUGCACAUUUUCAUUUAGCACAGAAUUUAUCUUUUCUCAAUCAAACCGAUGAAGCAUUGAAAUCCAUUGAAACUUGUUUAUUGUUAUCACCCGAUGAUAAACACGCACUUCAUCUUCACACACUUCUAUUAACCGCAAAGAAACAAAUUCCCGAAGCUUAUGCACAAAUUUAUCGUGCAACAAAUGAUUAUCCUGACAUAAAUUUAUUGUUAACAAAAGCAUCGAUUGAAGAAGAAUUAUAUGGAUGUGAACAAUCCAUUGUAACUUGUAAAGAAGCUUUAAUUUUAUGGAAAACUGAAAUUGAACCAUUGUUAAUGACUAAUUCUCAUCAUACUCGAGGAAUUUCUCAUUCAAGUGCUGGAAAUCGUACAAUUGGUCAAUCACAAAAUCCUUCGAUUAAUACUGAAGGUGAAAUUGAACAAAAUCCAACUGGUGUAUUGAAAGUUGAAGAUGGAAUUAAAAAUUUAUUAUUAUUAAAUGUUCGAACUUCAUCUGGAUUAGUUAAUGAUGAAAAUUUUCUUUCAAAUAAUCGUUCUUCAACUUCAUUAUUCUCAAUUCAACCGGUUUAUUUUAAUUUAAUUCAAAUUUUUGAACAUCUUGUUCGAUAUUACAUAAAAUUAGAUAAAAUUGAUGAAAGUGAACGUUGUUUAAAAGAAAUUUCCCCAUUAAGUCCAUUUUGUCAUCAAAUGUUUUAUCUGCGUGGAUUAAUUUACAAUGCUCGUGGACAAUUAAAAUUAGCCAAACAAAAUUAUAAUGAUGCUCUGGCGAUCAAUCCUUUUCAUUAUCCAACAUUAAUUCAAUUAACAAAACUUUUAAUUCAAAUUGGAAAUUAUUCUUUAGCUGAAAAAUAUGCACGGGAUGCUAUUUCAAUUCAACCAUCAAAUUAUCAGCCUUGGUAUUUAUUAAGUUUAUCAAUGGAAGCUCGUGGUGAAUACGAACAAUCGGUUGAUGUUGGUGCAACAGCUGUGCAUUUAGAAGGAGACUCACCUAUUGUUUCUUAUCAUUCGAUUAUCCGAGUACUCUAG
Molecule: messenger RNA, 2562 nt
Organism: Adineta ricciae
Lineage: Eukaryota; Metazoa; Rotifera; Eurotatoria; Adinetida; Adinetidae
Source: the annotation of a GenBank genome assembly